UCCGGGCGUGGUGGCGGCGGAAUGGAUCGGGAGCUGCUGCGUCAAGCGCUGAGCUACCACGGCCCCGCGCUGCUCUCCCUGCUCCGCUCCGAGCAGCACGAUAACCCCGAUUUCCGUGGGCUGCUGCCUCCGCCGGGGACUGCCCUUGAGCCGCCCCGCCGGGCCCCGCACCCGCCGGCCACCUGGAAAGAGACGUCGAGCCUUGACACCGAGAUCAAGCGGUUCAUUGCCAAAAAGGCCGAUCUGCUCUUUGCCCACUCCUGGAGACCCAACGGCCCUCCCUGCGAGACGAUUGAGGAAAAUGAAGAGUACUACGCUGUCAUGCCUCCCCUGGAAUGCUUCAUGGAGGUCCCCAGGGAAGACAGGAGAGAAUUAUUCUUUCGGGACAUCGAACGUGGCGAUAUCGUGAUAGGGAGGAUCACCUCCAUUCGGGAGUUUGGCUUUUUCAUGGUGUUGAUUUGUCUGGGAAGUGGUAUCAUACGGCACAUAUCAGAUUUAGAAAUUAGUGCUCUUUGUCCUUUGAGAGAUGUGCCUUCUCAAAGCAACCAUGGAGAUCCUUUAUCUUAUUAUCAAAAUGGAGACCUUAUACGAGCUGCAGUCAAGGACGUUGAUCGUUACCAUGAGAAGCUCACGGUGUCACUUUACAACUCAGCUCUUCCCCCUAGUCUUUCCAGUACAAAACUGGGUGUAAUUACUUCUGAUGACUUCCCAUUACAUUAUAGGCGAAGCCUGGAAGUUGCUAAUACAGCAGAAACAUUUGAAGAGGUUUUGCAUCGUUCCCCAGGAUUUGCUAAUCCAUCAUUAAUUGAAUAUUUAGCAGAAAAACUAGGACUAAGUGAAUCAAAUCCACCCUCUUUGCUGAGAAGUCUUCAAAUGAAAAAUUUCAGUGAAGAAGAUUUUGCCCCUGCAUUGAGGAAGAAGCAGUCUGCAUCCUGGGCCUUGAAAUGUGUGAAGGCUGGAGUUGAUUAUUUUAAGGUUGGGCGCCACGUGGAAGCCAUGAAUGAGUAUAACAAGGCUCUGGAAAUUGACCCACAAAAUGUUGAAGCUUUGGUAGCACGUGGAGCUCUCUAUGCAACAAAAGGAAGCCUGAACAAAGCCAUAGGUGAUUUUGAAAUUGCUUUAGAAAACUGUCCUACCCAUAGGAAUGCAAGAAAAUAUCUCUGUCAGACGCUGGUGGAAAGAGGUGGACAGUUGGAAGAGGAAGACAAACUAGUAAAUGCUGAGAAUUACUAUAAAAAAGCCUUGAGUCUGGAUGAGACCUUUCAGGAAGCAGAAGAGGCCUUAACGAAACUCCGUAAGCAUAUGCAGAAAUCUUUGGAAAUGAGGGAGAAACAAGCUGCCAAAGAAGAGAGACAGAAAGAAAAGAAAGUAGAAACAAGUGCAGAAAAAUUACGUAAACUCUUAAAAGAAGAAAAAAGGUUGAAGAAAAAAAGGAAAGUAUCAACUUCCUCUUCCUCCUCCUCCUCCUCCUCCUCAAGUGAUUCUUCCUCAAAUGUAUCAGUUUCUUCCUCCUCCUCUUCCUCUGAUCACAAGAAACAUAGGAAAAAGCGUCGGAAUAGAUCUGAGUCUGCCCACAGCUCCAAAAAAGGCUCAUCUAGAGCUUCUUCCCAUUAUAAAGAUCAGAUGAGGAAAGAGGAGUGGUAUUCGCCUCCAGCUGAUACCUCUGCUUCCUUUCUUAACCAAAAUUUUGAUGUAGACAAACUUCUUGAAAGGCAGGACAGUUUAGUGUGUCCCAAAACAGAGGUAAAAGAGAAAGACAGACACUCUUCUUUUUCAAGGACUUCAUGUGAUGAUGAAGACACUUUUGGAGGUAGGUCUGAAGAUUCAAGAGAUUAUUACAGUAGCUCUAGAACUCUGCCAAGUUGUAGCAAAACUGAAAAAUAUGGCAAAACAGAGAGAUUUUUCUCCAGCUGGAGAGGUUCUUCAGGUUCAUACCAUAAGUCAGAUGAUAAACCCAGGAUGCAUUAUUUUAGGAAAUCAGACAGGGAGGUAGAGGGGAGAAAAGAGCAGUAUAAAAAAUAUGGCUCAGUUCAAGAUAGGUAUUACAUGUCUCCAGUGGGGUCUGACUAUUCUGGCAAGUCUGUGGGAAAGUACAGAUCAUACUCAAGCACCUGCUCACGUGAAGGUGAGAAAAGUUACAGUAGUGAGAGGCACGUGUUAAGUCAGCAUAAAAAUGAAAGUGAGCAGAAGAGUAGGAAAAGAAGUUAUGAGGAGACUGAUAAAACAAAGGAACCAGAUGAAGAAAUGUCUUCAAAUGAUACAGCAGAAACAGAAAGUGGCAUUAAAAGAAACCUGCCCCAGAACUUAGUUAACAUAUUCAAUCAAAUAGCUGAGUUUGAAAGGGAAAAAGGAAGUAAGCAUAAGAAACAGUAAAGGACCUAAGAAGAUGCUAUUCUGAUGAGUGAGUGUAGUUACAUAAACUUUCUUCUGAGUGUCUCUCGAGGAAACAGAUAUGAAGGGCAAUAGUAAUGCAGAGUUUGUUUUGUCUUGCAGAACAUCUAAGAAUUCUUAAAGAUUGUGUAGUGGAAAGAGAUGCAAGUAUAUCUUACACAAAAUAUCCAUUAUUUAAAAUCUUAAGUUUCUUAUGCUCUUAAUUUGGUGUGUUCCUGUACAAUAUUCUCUGUCUGAUGGGUUGAAAUCCUUUGAUACCUCUGGACUGUAGUUAGCUCUAAUGCCAUCAGAUAUGCACUUUGACUAUAGGAGUGUUUUGUGUGUUUUUUUUCUCAUCCUCUGGGGUAUUGACUUGAUAUUUUUGUAUCAAACUUAGCUUCCUGCCACAGAAGGGUGAUAAGUGAAUGAAAGUUAUGUACCAUCAAUGUAUAUAGCUGAUCUGAUCAUUAAAUUUUCUUAUUUUCUUUUUUUUUAA
Molecule: messenger RNA, 2866 nt
Organism: Calypte anna (Anna's hummingbird)
Lineage: Eukaryota; Metazoa; Chordata; Aves; Apodiformes; Trochilidae
Gene: TTC14
Product: tetratricopeptide repeat domain 14
Exons: 12
Coding region: 22-2373 (783 amino acids)
Molecular function (GO): nucleic acid binding; protein binding
Source: RefSeq, a predicted model, not a curated record